CCCCUUCCCAAAUUUUGCUGUCCCGAACGCUCCCACCAGGGCAACGUGGAUUUCUCAAACUGGAGUUGGCAAUAAAAUGGGAAGUACUCGAUGAGAUUUUAAGAAACGACGAAGGUGAACAUUGCUUCAGAGGGCAGCCGUUUCAGUCUGUAGAGGAACAGGUAGAUGCGAGCACCUUAGCGACUAACAAGAUUUUCGGAGCGUGAGCUUUCGAAAGUCAAAGCUCCCUUCGUCAGAAAGAAACGUAUACAGUAGAGCCUAAAUUUGUCAACCGGAAGCAAAAGUUUUGUAGGAAGACCUACCAGGCGCUUCUUGGAAUUUUUCAACACAGGGUGUUGUUUCAGCGGGGGGAAGUGCUGUGUGCCAGGCGAAAAUUUAACAGGUGCAGGCUCCCCCAUCUUAUCUUCAGAGUGUGGUUGUACUAAUUCAAGCUUUGCCUUUCACCCAAUGUUUAGUCGGACGAAAUCGCAGUCUUGUGUCAUAAAGAGAAACUUUUUUUUUUUGCAAAUCUCUCAGGAAAGCAAAUAAGCAACAGCUCUUCCCUCUUCACACCAAUAUUAUCCUCCGUAGCUUACUUUCUUUUGGGAAUGUGGUUACGUAACGAAAGGGACUCUUUAAUGUCGCCUGUCGUGAUUUUCCACAUUACCGCCGCUGAGCUGGUCCCACACAUGGAGGACUUUGUCGUGUUCAAUCAGAAUCCAGAAGUCUUGCUGAGGUGUCAUUCAGACUACAGUCUCUUAGGGUUGGGGUUCUGCGUAGGUCUCCUUCCGCUUCGGCAGGGAGAGGGGGAAGUGUGUGGAGCUGAUCGAGCUCAUGGCGGCUUUUGCGGAAGUAGGAUCGGGAAUGGUCUCAGGACAAGGCCGAAGGAAAGCUUAUGGCAAGGGGCGUACAGCUAAAACCUUGAAGUCUUUACAGUUUGCUAAUCUGGGACGACAUACUGAAUUUGCUCCAGAAGCAAACAAGAGGGAGAAAAGAAGGCUGCAAACAAAAAGUACAUCCAUUAAUUCAGACAGGCAAGUAAUACCAGCAAAGAGCAGAGUAUAUGACAGCCAAGGACUUCUGCUUUAUAGUGGGAUUGAUCUCUGUGACUGUCUUGAUGAAGAUUGCCUUGGAUGUUUUUAUGCUUGUCCCAAAUGUGGCUCCAACAAGUGUGGGCCUGAAUGUCGCUGUGACCGCAAAUGGUUGUAUGAGCAAAUCGAAAUAGAAGGAGGAGAAAUAAUUCGCAAUAAGCAUGUGGGAUAGCCUACAUGCCAUAUUCAAGUACUGUAUUGCAAGGAACUAAGGUCCAAAGCUUUAUACAUACAAAUAUACAUGAUUGUCUGAGAUUUCCAAUUGCCGUCCAGUGUGAUGUAUAUAAAGCAAAGCUCAGACAUAACACAUUUUCAGCAUUCUUUCUAUUCCUAUAGCUAUUACUACAAGGAAUAAACUAGUACAAAGUCUGAUUUGAGAGUUUUAAUGUUCAAGGAGGAUUAAAAUGAUCAGUAUUAGUCAUUUUGCAAUCUCUGCUCCAUAGUAGAGAUGCUGUUCCUUUCAAAAUAUUGUGAUGGUUACUUGAGUCACUUUAACCACUAGCAACCAUAACCAGUAUUAUUCCUUGAGUAAAUUGGUAAUUUGAUAGAGACAUUGCAUGAUGAGCAGAAAUAUUAAUAACAAACUAAAAUUGAUGACAAUUGUUUCAAUGAUGUUGAACAACGUUGUCAUUGUUUCAAUGAUGAUUAAUCUCUACUGGUUUACUUCAAGGGUUAGAAUGCUAGGUGUGAGUUUCUCAUUCAUAUUCUGAAUAGAAAUAAACCCUGUCCCUUGCUUUCAUCAGUAUGAUGAGAGGAGGGGGGGGGGGGACACAAGGUGUAUCAUCAGGAAGCCUCUCCAUUAUGCAUAUAUUGUUUAAGAACUUUAUGUUGAGUGUCUGUGCAGGCUGAAAGAAUUUAUGAAGUACAACACAAUCUGAUCUUGGUUGUAAAUGCACACAUUGACUGUUAGAUGAUAGCGGUUAUGGAGAUUGUAUUAUGACUUGUCUUUAAUCACUGAUUGUUGACAAGAGUAUGUAAGAUAUUUUUCAAGUAAUCCUUUUAAAAGAACCAUUAAUUGGCUGCAUUUUACUUGUUAGGGCAAUUUGCCACAUACCUAAAUUAAGACAAAUUCUAAGAGCAUCAACAUCUUUGUGUUGAUUUUUAGUAUAUUUAAGCUAUGAGACAGGGUUUUUUCUUACAAGACUGUAAUUAAAAAUUUUCACACCGUUGUUGGAGUUGAGCUAUAUAAGGUCCAGCUUCUGGUAAAUUUUGAUGAAAGUCACAGUAAAAAUGUUACUAGCUCUUAUAGUAUGUCAUGGUAGGAAAAGCAGCCUUCUGAGUCAGUGUGAACUUCAUUUUUUUAAAAACAGCCUAGUUUUUAUUUGAAGCUUUUCUUGAUAAAUUGUGUAUGUUAUGCAAUUAAAAGACUUGAAGAUAAAGUGCAGAAAAUUGGCUAUUACCUAAAACCUUUUAAGCAGCUUCAUAGCAGCUGGCAGACUACUUAUGCAGAUAGAAUUUCUACUCUCCCUGGCAAGUAGUAUUCUGCAAAGGCUGUUGUACAAUAAAAGUAUUUAAAUACACUUUGAGAAUUUUUAAAAAGAAAAUUAUCUUUCUUAUUUUGGCCAAUGCAACGCUGAGGCUUAAGAUUGUAAUGCAAUGGAAUACAACAUUCUUGUUGAAGUGUAUUUCUUUGGGUUGGAUCCUAAUAUUACUGUGCUGGCACAAUGAGUCCUGCCCAAUUCCCUUCCUUGUUAUAUUCCCUGUCCCAUGUAUGGUGUUCUGUCUACUCAAGUGUCAUAAUCUCCAGCACAGCAUUUUUGGGAUCUCCAUCUUGCACCAGCAGAAAAAGCUGGUAAAACGUAAUCUAUAUUUACAUUUAACUGGGGUUAAUACUGUUUCCAUACUUUUUUUAGUUUUCUCUUGAAUGAAUAUACUUCUUGUUCAGUGAUUGACCAGUAUAUAAAAUUCAUCCAAACGAAUGUAUUGGUAAAGUGUUCUAGAUAUAUAAAAAAAGGCUGCAUUUCUGUCUCAUCUGGUUAAGAUAUGUUGUUAAUACUGAAGAAAUUAGGAAUUUCCUGCUGUUAUCUUCUAAAUCAUGAUGCAGUUUUUAGUAAAUGUCAAACAUUGUCUUCAUGACGCCGUAUCUGCAAGAGGAAUAAAGGUUGUGCAAUUUGUUUUUAUUAUUCAGCUGCACUAAUAAAGAAAUUGACUUCAACAAAA
This is a messenger RNA of Heteronotia binoei (common prickly gecko), 3230 nucleotides long. RefSeq names its product ADP ribosylation factor like GTPase 14 effector protein (gene ARL14EP). Gene Ontology annotation, cellular component: intracellular membrane-bounded organelle. Bases 814 to 1242 code for a protein of 142 amino acids. The record is from RefSeq and is a predicted model, not a curated record. NCBI's taxonomy places the organism in Eukaryota, Metazoa, Chordata, Lepidosauria, Squamata, Gekkonidae. The transcript has 3 exons.